Molecule: messenger RNA, 2664 nt
Organism: Acanthosepion pharaonis
Lineage: Eukaryota; Metazoa; Mollusca; Cephalopoda; Sepiida; Sepiidae
Source: the annotation of a GenBank genome assembly
AUGUCAGAACCAGCUGCAGAACACUCAGGACAACAGAUGCUUUGCCUACAAUCAAUAUGGCGUUUCUCGCGUCAUGAAGACCAAGUUUCCCAAACUGUGAUGUCUUUUGACUGUGUCUCCAGGGAAUGUGAUGUUAUGCCACAUCGCAUCUUUGAACAGGGUCUCAGGCUCAAUUCGGAUGGCUAUCUAGAGUUACUGAACACGGUGUUCAAGCCUUGCUUGGAGAAGGUGUCUGCUGGCAGACCAUAUCAAUCCCUUUUUUAUACAAGUAGCAUUCAGUCAAUCUUUCUUUUUUUCUUUCUUUCUUUUUUCUUUCAGUCAGUCAGACUUUUUUUCUUUCAGUCAGUCUUUUUUUCAGUCACUCAGUCAGUCAGUCAGUCUUUCUUUAUUUCUUUCUUUCUUUCUUUUCCGUUUUUUUCUUUAUUUCAUUCUAUUCAUAUCCUUCCAGUUUUUCUUUCCUUCCUUCCAUACAUAUUCUUCCAGUUAGUCAAUCUCUUUUUCGGUUUCCCUUUAUUUCAUUCUAUUCAUAUCCUUCCAGUUUUUCUUGCCUUCCUUCCAUACAUAUUCUUCCAGUUAGUCAAUCUCUUUUUCGGUCAGUCAGUCUUUCUUUCUUUCUUUCUUUCUUUCUUUCUUUCUUUCUUUCUUUCUUUCUUUUCAGGUUUCCCUUUAUUUCAUUCUAUUCAUAUCCUUCCAGUUUUUCUUUCCUUCCUUCCAUACAUAUUCUUCCAGUUAGUCAAUCUCUUUUUCGGUCAGUCAGUCAGUCUUUCUUUCUUUCUUUCUUUCUUUCUUUUCAGGUUUCCCUUUAUUUCAUUCUAUUCAUAUCAUUCCAGACUUUCUGUCUUUCCCUCCAUACAUAUUCUUCUUUUCUUUCUUUCUUCCUUUCUUUCUUUCUUUCUUUCUUUCUUUCUUUCUUUCUUUUUUUCUUUCUUUCUUUCUUCUCCUCCUGUGGCUUCCUUUAUCUCUGCAAUAUUUCUUUUCAGGUUUUCCUUUAUUUCAUUCUAUUCAUAUCACCUCAGACUUUCUGUCUUUCCCUCCAUAAAUAUUCUUCCAGUGAGUGAGACAGUCUUUCUUUCAGUCAGUCAGUCAGUCAGUCUUUGUUUGUUUGUUUGUUUGUUUCUUUCUUUAUUUCUUUCUUUCUUUCUUUUCCGUUUUUUUCUUUAUUUCAUUCUAUUCGUAUCCUUCCAGUUUUUCUUUCCUUCCUUCCAUACAUAUCCUUCCAGUGAAUCAAUCGUUUUUUCGGUCAGUCAGUCAGUCAGUCAGUCAGUCUUUCUUUCUUUCUUUCUUUCUUUCUUUCUUUCUUUCUAUUCAUAUCGUUCCAGACUUUCUGUCUUUCCUUCCAUACAUAUUCUUCCAGUGAGUGAGACAGUCUUUCUUUCUUUCUUUUCCGAGUUUUCUUUAUUUCAUUCUAUUUAUAUCCUUCAGUCUUUCUUUCUUUCCCUCCAUAAUAUUCUUCCUGUGAGUCAGUCUUUCUUUCAGUCAGUCUUUCUUUCUAUUUUUUUCUUCUUUUCUUCAAGAGUUUCAUUCUUAGUUCUUUCCUUCUUAGUUUUCAUUAGUUCUUCGUAUUCUUUAUUUUUUCAUUCAUUCGUUAACUUUUUUCAUUCGCAUUUUUGUUCAUUGUUUAUUUUCAUUCGUCGAAUUUUGUUCUUUUCCGAGUUAUUUUUCGCCGUCUUUCUUCCUUUAUUAUCUUUCUCUUAUUCGUUUUUCUCUUUUGUUUUCUUCAUUUUUCAUUCUCAUUCGUUCUAUACGUCUAUUUGUUCUCCGGAAUUUUUUCAUUCUUCAUCCUCUUUUGCACUUGUUCUCGUUUUCCUUCUUUUAUUUUUCUUCUUUCUUCUUUUUUUUCUUCUUCUUGGUAUCGCCUUCUUACUUUCCUUCAGUCUUCUCUACUUUUUUUAUUUUCUUUUUUUUUUGCUGAUUGUUUCGUUCUUUCUUCUACCCUUCUUUCUUCUUAACACUUUUCUUCUUUCUUUCCUUUACAUUUUCUUCUUUCGUCCUGGUUUCUUUCUUAUCGUCUUUUUUCCUUCUUUCUUCUUAACUUUUAUCUCAUUUUCUUUUUUCUUCUGCCAUCUUCGACUUUCGACUUCUUUCUCAUUUUCGUUUUCUUCAUGUUUCUUUCCUUUUCCUUCUGUCGUUUUUCUUCUCGUAUUUUUUCUUCUUUCCUUGUUUCUCAUUUUCUUUUUUGUUCUUGCUUCUUUCCUUUUUAUUCUUCUCUCAUCUUUCUUCUCACUUUCAUUCUUCUUAAAUUCAUUUUACCUUUCGUCUGUCAUAUUUUCUUCUUUCUUCUUGAUUUCUUUCUUCUCGUUUUCUUAUCUUCUUUUUUCUUUCAAAUUUUCUUCUCUCUUCUUUCAUCACUUUUAUCACCUUCUUUGUUUUCUUUUUCUUAUUUCAUUCUUUUUAUUUUUCUUCUUCUUUCCUUUUUUCUUUCUUUUUGCAUAUUUCUUUUCCCCUUCUUUUUCCUUAACUUUUCUUCUUUUAUAUUUUUUGUUCUUCUUUCAUGUUGCAUUCUUACUUUCCUUCUUUCUCAUUUCUUUCUUUCUUUCUUUCUUUCUUUCUUUCUUUCUUUCUUCUCCCAUCCUUUCUUAUCGACUUCUUUCUUUCCUUCUUUCUUCUUUUCUUUUAAUUUUUGGUUGUUUCUUUAUUUCUUCUCGCUUUUUCUUUUCUCAAUAA